UAUAACACUUUCACACAAGCUUAAUCUUAUAUCAUCACAUUCCGAAGUGUCGUAUGAUACUCUAAGAUCAACUUACUCUGUGACUUUUUGUUCGCAAAGUGGGGCAUUUUUGCCUAAACUGUUCAUAAUUUUGCUGUAAAACCAGACAAUUUUUGUAAUUAUUGAAAGGACGUCUAAGAAAAUUUUGAACUUAUUUCUCCGGCCGUCAAAAAAAUAUAGUUUACAGUUAAAUUAAAAUUCCCGAAAAAAGCAAUAAUACACUUGCUAUUCUAAACAAAUUCAACUUACCACUGAUUGGUUUAAAAAUGUCAAAUUUUGGUACCAGUGGACCGUCUGAUGACUCAUUGGCCUUUCUGGACAAAGGGAAAAACAAAGAGCCGAGACACAGUCUGAAACCCAUGCAGAACUCCCGAAGACUUCCGGAACGCCUGGAUCCAUUUAUGAGAGGCGGGGAUGGAGAUAGAUUGGAGGACAUCUCGAUGCUGAGACGCAAAUUGUCGGUGGUUCUUUGUGCUGCGUCCAUUUUCUUCGAGGGCAUCAAUUUGUCUCUAGCAGGUCCCUUUUUCCCAGACGAGGCCUCCAAAAAAGGUCUCGAUCAAGUUCAGGUAGGGUGGGUCACAGCCUCCUCGGACAUCAGCAGUCUUCUGUCCGCAUUCGCCAUCGGAAGUAUCGUGUGUCAGAAGAACCUCAAGUUCUUCAAUAUCAUCGGAAUGCUCUGGGUAUCAGUAUCCAUUGCACUUUUCGGCUGGGGUUCCAAUUGCGACAACGGAACCCAGUUUUACAUCAUCUGCCUGGCCUGUAAGGUCAUCAAUGGAGUGGGCACAUCACUGAUUCAAAACACGGUAGUCCCCCUGAGCGUCAGGAUGUUUCCCGACAGCUCGAGUUCAGUUACAGCGGUUAUUCACACCGCCUUUGGCCUCGGUUUAUUAUGCGGGCCGCUUUUAGGCAGCGUUUUGUUACCAAUUUCAAAUUAUGAAACCCCUUUUAUACUAACUGGUUUAGCUGAAGGUAUUACUUGCAUAUUGUCGAUAUUUUUGGUUCCCACAAAUGUAAAACAGACAAGUUUUGUGAAACCAAAAGUUAGUAACUCUGAAUUUUUGAAAUUCUUUUUUCAGCCAAGAGUUUUAUUAUUUAUAAUUCCUGAAAUGUUUCUGUUUUCAACUAUGGGAUUUCGAGACAGUUCGUUUGCGGAUUAUUUAAAGACCAAUUUGAAUGUCUCUAAAAAUAACGUAGGCUACGCUUUUCUACCCUUUUCAAUGGCUUACGUUGUAGCGGCACCGAUAUUUGGAGUUCUUGUCAAACGAGGCUUGGGUGUUUUCGUACUGAUAUUUGGCCAAGUUGUUAUUGUCAUGGCUUUUUUUGCCUUCUACGUUCCCAGUUUUGAGGAUUCGGUUGAAAAUGUACUGUAUGUAUUACCAAUGCUGUUCGUAUUUGGAGUAAGUGUAUCUUCAAUUUUCAACCCGCAUUACCUGGUUUUGGAGCAGAUAGCCCUCAAAAAAGGGUAUGACAACCCGGGUCAAAUCAAGACUCUUGGCGCUUCGUGUUACAAUCUAAUGGCAGCGACCAGUCGCUCGGUGGGUGCGUUUGUGUUCGGAGGGUAUCUAAACGAAGCGUUUCAGUUUUACAACACCUGUUUGAUAUACACGUGUGUUUUGGUUGUAAGCGCAGUUUGGCAGAUUGUCUACUUGGUUAAGGAGGGAUACAUAAGAAGGGUUUUCUAUCAUGCUGCAGAGGCGGACACUCUCUCGAAAUUGGACUGGUCCGAUCAACUCGAGUUGACCAGCAGUGGCAAGACAUCAGGCAGUCACUGCUCCGCCAGACCCCCCAAAUCAAGAACAGAGACACUUCUCAGCAUAUACAAGUCAACCGACCCAGUGCUAGCUUUUUAGAACUAAACUAAAUCUAACAAAAGUGCUUUUUUGUUCCGAUUAUCCAGUCAGGAGUGGGAAAGAACUUUGGACCAGGUUUUUUU
Molecule: messenger RNA, 1972 nt
Organism: Symsagittifera roscoffensis
Lineage: Eukaryota; Metazoa; Xenacoelomorpha; Acoela; Convolutidae
Product: MFS-type transporter SLC18B1-like
Exons: 5
Coding region: 306-1889 (527 amino acids)
Biological process (GO): transmembrane transport
Molecular function (GO): transmembrane transporter activity
Source: RefSeq, a predicted model, not a curated record